This is a messenger RNA of Hordeum vulgare subsp. vulgare (domesticated barley), 992 nucleotides long. Its product is annotated as glutathione S-transferase F10-like. The transcript has 3 exons. Gene Ontology annotation, molecular function: glutathione binding; glutathione transferase activity. The coding region runs from base 71 to 742 and encodes 223 amino acids. Lineage: Eukaryota; Viridiplantae; Streptophyta; Magnoliopsida; Poales; Poaceae. Gene Ontology annotation, cellular component: cytoplasm. The record is from RefSeq and is a predicted model, not a curated record.
AUCUGUUGUCACCAUUCCUCAUUGCCAUUGCAUAGCUUGAGAAAGAGAUCAAUCAAGCCAAAGAGAAAGGAUGGCAUCAGGCUUGCAAGUGUUUGGCCAGCCAGCAUCUACCGAUGUUGCCAGGGUUCUGACAUGCCUCUUUGAGAAGAAUUUGGAGUUCGAUCUUGUCCGCAUUGACACAUUCAAGAGGGAGCACAGGCUUCCUGAGUUCAUUAGGCUGCGGGAUCCAAGUGGACAAGUGACAUUCAAGCAUGGUGACAAGACUCUUGUUGAUCCAAGGGCUAUUUGCCGGUACCUCUGUACCCAGUUCCCAAACCAGGGAAACAGGAACCUCUAUGGGACUGGUUCUCUGGAACGGGCCUCAAUAGAACAGUGGCUGCAAGCAGAGGCUCAGAACUUCAACCCUCCCAGCUCGGCCCUCGUGUUUCAGCUGGCAUUUGCUCCUGUUUUGGAAAUCCCUCAAGACCACAUGGUCAUUGCAGAGAAUGAGAGGAAGCUUCAGCAAGUCCUCAACGUCUACGAUGAAAUACUCUCGAAGAACGAGUACCUGGCUGGCGAUGAGUUCACCCUGGCUGACCUCUGUCACCUUCCGGACUCGCAGUACAUUGUGAGCUCGGAGGGGGGGAUGAAGCUCUUCACCUCCAGGAAAAAUGUGGCGAGGUGGUUCGACCAAAUCUCGAGCCGCAAGACGUGGGAGCAGGUUGUCAAGAUGCAAAUGGAGCAUCCUGGCGCGUUCGAGUAGCGCCUUGGUGGUCGCAAGCAAGUGUCGAGCUCAUAUCGAAGAGCUCUCUACGUUUAUCGAUCUUAUUUUCAUGUGUUCUUUCGUCAUCGUUGCUACUUGUGCUGUCGUCGUUUACUGAAUCCCCAUCAACGUUGUCUUGUGAACCAGAAUAAUAUGACGCCUGUUUGUGAUGUAUUGUGUACAUCGGCUGCUUAAAAUGCGUUUGCCCUUGUCCACUGAAUAAAACCAUAUGUAUGUUUUAUCAGGUGUA